Molecule: messenger RNA, 3491 nt
Organism: Danaus plexippus (monarch butterfly)
Lineage: Eukaryota; Metazoa; Arthropoda; Insecta; Lepidoptera; Nymphalidae
Product: homeotic protein antennapedia-like
Exons: 4
Coding region: 778-1689 (303 amino acids)
Biological process (GO): anterior/posterior pattern specification; negative regulation of transcription by RNA polymerase II
Cellular component (GO): nucleus
Molecular function (GO): RNA polymerase II cis-regulatory region sequence-specific DNA binding; DNA-binding transcription factor activity, RNA polymerase II-specific
Source: RefSeq, a predicted model, not a curated record
CUGCGGGCAGCCGGUACGAUCGCAUCACAUCCAAGUGGAGCGAACGGAUCCGAGUUCAAUUAAUCGGUCGGAUUAACGUUGUCUCCGGAUAUCAAUGGUGUCGGAUUAACGGGGGGUGUACUUUUCUGUUGGUCGCAGAUUUAGUGCGGCGCCGCGGCGUGCGGCGUCGCCUAGCGGGGGGUGAGGCGUCGCUCGUAAAGCAUCGGUCGGCACAUUCUACUGACGCGCGCCUUGGCGACUACGCGUUGCGUAACACACCGCGCCAUAAACAACACGACGUGAACCGAUCAGGCUCACCACCUGACGUACCUACCACCUACCACGUACCAUUCACCAUUUACCACGUACCGCUUACCACGUGCCGCAUUAAGUAUUACCCUCAUGAUCUGAUCCAAAACGCCGACACGUGACUCGGCGGAGUGAAACUAUCGGAACUCUUUAGAACUGUGUGUUGUGAAGAAGUUUAUAGUAGAAGCGGGAUGACGCGCGAACGUUUGCCGACGGCGAACGGCGUUCGGAACGCUUAAGGUACAUAAUUUUAUAUAGAAGCCUGUGGUCCUGAUAAUAAUAUCGAUUAGCUGAGUUUCUGAUGAGGAUACAGCGUCCGAUAGCAGAUCGUGAACCGACAGUGGAAGUGGAAUCUACUGCUGCUGUUCAGUGAAUGGAAUCCGAAGUGUUUGUGUAGUGAGGGACGGAUAUAGUGACAGUGUCGGCCUCUUCGGCCGAAAACCUGCAACGGAAGAUACGGACGCGAGCCACGCGGGCUGUGGGCCCGCGAUGAGCGCCAACAAUUGCGAUAGCAUGACAUAUUUCUCUAACGCAUACGUCCCAGACAUGAGGAACGGGGGCCAUGAUCACCAGCAGGCGCACGCUCAUUACGGUGCUGUGCCGCAGCAGGGACACGAAAUGGACGGUUGUGAUCAACAGCUCAGGCCUGCACAACAUCACUACUCGGCGCAGACGGCGCCUGGGAUGCCCUAUCCAAGAUUCCCACCAUACGACAGAUUGGGUUACUAUCAACAAAUGGAACAGAAUGGAUAUCGGCCCGAUAGUCCAUCACAGAUGGGUCAUAUGGGUCCGAAAUCGGAUGGAUAUGGCCCUAAUGGUCACCAACCACCGGCUCCAGCGGUCUACCCUUCGUCGUGCAAAGUACAAGCAGCAGCCGCGAUGGCGGGUGGUGUCCCUGGGAGUCCUCCACUGGAACAGGCCCAGCAAAUGCCUCACCACAUGCAUCCCCAGCAGCACAUGGCCCAGCACGGGAUGCCGCCGCAUCAGCAGCACCUCAUGUAUCCCGUGGACGACAUGCAGCACCAGACGCAGAUGCCUCCCAUGCAUCAGCAGUCGAUGCACGCACAGCAGGCACCUCCUCAACAACCACCGCCAAAUACCAAUGCGUCGUUACCAAGUCCGCUCUACCCUUGGAUGAGAAGUCAAUUUGAGCGGAAGCGUGGUCGGCAAACGUACACCCGGUACCAGACCCUGGAACUGGAGAAGGAGUUCCACUUCAACCGCUACCUGACGAGGAGGAGACGCAUAGAGAUCGCACACGCGCUCUGUCUCACCGAGAGACAGAUCAAGAUAUGGUUCCAGAAUCGACGUAUGAAGUGGAAGAAGGAGAAUAAAACCAAAGGCGAGCCAGGGUCGGGAGACGAACCUGACAACAUGAGUCCACCGACAUCGCCACAAUAAUAGAAACCUUCACGCGGUCCAAGCGACUUUCUUAAGCCAAAAUUGGUUUGUCCAUUUAUUUUCAUACGGAAUUUGUGUUGAUAUUAAAACUGAUACGGCUAAAGGGGUUUCUGGUACGGUUUGAUUUGUAUAAAAUGUACGUUGGACUUUAAGUAAAUAUUACAUUAUAUUAACUAAUACGUAACUUAGUGACUUGAAGUAAAGAGUAAUGCUAGUGUGAAGAGAUUUUUACAGUUGUUAAGUAUAAAUUAAUUUAUAUAACAAUCUCAAUACCAAUAAUUACCAAAAAUACGCGUUGUAUAUGAUUACUGAAGCGACAUCAGCUGUUAGUGACGACAUUAUGUAACCAGUUUUUGGAAAAUUUUGUGAAUUCCUUAUGUUCGUGUGACUGGCGCAUAGCUUUCAUUUCUCCUUGCAUAUAACGUCUUAUAGAAUUAUUUAAUGUUAUGUAUAAACGUAAUAUCCGUUCGCAAUUGUAUUAACCAAAAGUUCAUUUUGUUAUCUAUCGCAUCACAAAAAACCGCAAGGACCUCUUAUGAAUAACCAUUGACGAGACGGCGAUUAGUAACUAUAUUGUUAUUAUUUAAUAUAUUCGAUGUUUUAUUUCUUAAUUAAACUAUAUUAUGUAAAUAUAAACGAACAAACAAACAACUAUAAUUUUAGAUUAUAUGAUUGUGUACAAUUGUUUUAGUGUGAAUAAUUAUUGUGUAACGACUAAUAUCAUGUUCUCGUUAGUUUUACAGGAAGUAGUAUUUAUUUGAUAUGUCUUCACAGUUUCGUAUCUCAGGAUGGAGGCCAGUCCUAAAGUGCAAUGUAUACGAUUUUGGGGUACACAUAUACGUAAUUAAAUAUUAAAAAAAAUAUAUAUAUAUUUAAUAUUGUUGUAAAAUGCAAGGGUGAAGCUUAAAUUAACUUACUUCUAUAAAAGUUGGUAGUGUUUUUUCGGGAUAUUUGUGGGAAAGUUAAUGUACUAGAUACGGGAAAUGUUCGAAUGUUAUUAUAGUGAAACAAAAGUUACCCGAGUUUUUUUUUUUUUUUUUGUACGUGAAUCAUAUUAUCUACAUCCCAAUCUUGAUGGAAGAGUGUACACAGUAUACCAAAGUUAGGUUGUAGACCCAGACAGCAAGAUGAACAAUGUUACUCUUAUAUUUUAGUCUCGUUGGGGACAAGAAACGUAUUUUUAUAAAAACAUUGCCUGAAAGUAACCCAUAUACGUAAAAUAUGUUACAUGUAACUACAGUGAUCCAAUAAUUAACUAUAUUUAUUGUAAAAAAAAAAAAAAUAAUUUGUUUCUUUAAUAGAUCCUACGUAUCAUAAGAUUCCGAACGUCUUAUGCAAUUUUUUUUUUCUAUUUUUUUUUUAUCUGUGCUGUGUUCGUUAAGUCAAUGUAAAUUGUAUUGUACAUGAUAUUUAUUUAUUGUUUCGAUGUAGGAUGAACAAUGGCGUCCGGCUGGGAUGUUUAUUUCAAUUUGCUCAAUCUUUCUGUUCAACAAUAUAUUGAAAUAAGUGCAAUUAAUACAAAUCCCGGCCGGAUAUGACGAUUUUUUUGUAAAGAAAAUUAAAGGUUAGUUGUAAUAUGGAAUUAAUUAAGUUACGUUUUUAGAUGUAUCCUUUUCGUGAAUUUCAUUUCUUUAUUUAGGUCCGUAGAAAGAUGGGAUCCUAGACGAUUUUAUUUACAAUAAUUUUCCUAUCAAUUCAAAUUUUAUGAAAUAUUACUAUAAUUAGUGACGUAAUAAUGUUAGGCGAGACGAUAUUGUCAUAAAUAUAUAAAUACAUGAAAUUAAUAAAGCAUAAUGAUUGUA